AUGAUUCACACUCUGAGUUGCGAUGACAUCCUUGGUUGCCCGCAUGAAGGGAAGAUUAACGCGGUGGCUGUGGAUGCCUGUGGCGGUGUGGACUCUCCGAUUCUUGAUUCGAAAUCUGUUGCGGAAUAUUUUUGUUACAAGCUCACCGGGCAAAUGCAUUGGCCACACACUGCCACAACCACGAAGACCAGCAGAUAUUUUGACAUGCGUGCCCGGAACUUUUCUUUCAUCUGGAUCGGCGUGGUCGAGGCUAUCUGGGAGCUGGCAAGGUUGUCCUUUUGCGGCAGGAAGACGUAUCAUGUUAUUCGCCUUCUCUGCUCCGAUGUGUUGGCGGAGUGUCCAGAAGGUGCUCGCGCAAUAGCAACUGCUUCGGUUCGAGCUCCUGGAGGUCGAUUGGAAAAAGAGGCAUUUGUGACAGCUCUCCUUGCUGCCAAGUCCGGCCAAUCGGCUACAUCAGAGGAUGUGCCGACUUUGCGCGUGAGGCUGUGCGACCUUUUCGAUUCUGCUGGUCACGACAGAUUCAGUCGAGGCAGGCAGCCUACUGUGGCCUCCCUCAGGCGUCAUGCACAGGAAGACAAGGCUCCCAACUCUGGUGUUGCCUUGGAGGCAUGGGCGUCGCAGCACUUUUUUGAGCAGCUCCGGGAAGCUGCCCCUUUGCCUCGAAAGCACCGGAAGCAGGCGGUUUGUCGACCAGGCAAGGAAGGCUGGAAACACGAUGUUUGCGAGUCCUGCGGUUGCUACUGCGAUGCAGGCGACGAUUGGAGCCAAAGGAGCUUCAACAAAAGCCAAUGCCCAAGCAGAGCAAGCGGCUGUCAGAGCUGGGCGGAGAGCCUUCGCAACCCUGCGGGUUGGCACUACUUUGACUUCGGCACAGAACCGCAUCUGCCACUGCGUCCUGUCGGACGGUGGAAAUCACCAUCAUCCACUGAAGAGCUGGUUGAUUGCAGGAGGUCAGAGGAUGCGGAAGUGCUGACUUCGAAGCCUGGCAGCCAGCUUGGGUCCAAAGUGACGCCAGCUCCUGGCAUGUUCAGUGCGCCAGGAGAAGCUUCCCGAAACAUGCUUGCUUGA
Symbiodinium natans is the source of this 1068-nucleotide messenger RNA. The record is from the annotation of a GenBank genome assembly. NCBI's taxonomy places the organism in Eukaryota, Dinophyceae, Suessiales, Symbiodiniaceae.